Molecule: messenger RNA, 4181 nt
Organism: Nerophis lumbriciformis (worm pipefish)
Lineage: Eukaryota; Metazoa; Chordata; Actinopteri; Syngnathiformes; Syngnathidae
Cellular component (GO): nucleus
Source: RefSeq, a predicted model, not a curated record
ACGUUGACGAAGAAAGAAAAAAGGUUCGGUGAGCUGAAGGAGAAAAAGAGGGAAAGAAGAAGAGAAAUCACAAGUUGAAGCAGACGAUUAAUUGUGUCAACUCCACAAAGUGUGGCGAGCAACCAAUGGCGUGCUACUACAUCGUCAUAAGCUCCACCCACCUGCGUGACGGACAGCUCAGGAGCAUCAAGGGCGUUUUCCGAGGACCAAUAGGAGACGGCCGCCCUAAAAAUACUGAAGAAGGCGACCACAGUUUGUACUGUGACUUGUGUGACAAACAAUAUGUGCGACACCAACAGUACGACAACCACAUCAACUCCUACGACCAUCACCACAAGCAGCGCCUGAAGGAGCUGAAGCAAAGAGAGUUCCAGCGAGCGCUGACCUGCAGGCGACAGAGGAGGCGGAGGGAAGAGAGGAAGGAGGAGCGCUUGCUGAGGAGACUCCAUCAGCACAAUGUGGAGAGAGAGGAAAGCCAACGCGCGCUGGGUUCCGGGCCCAUGUUCCGCUCCACCACCGUGGCAGUGGACCCGGCCGGUCCGAGCAAUGGACGCCUAAUGGAGAAGUGGGCCGACAUCCACGGGAGCAGCAGCACUCUGGGGACCAAACCUCGAUCCUCGUUCCCCGUCCCUCCGAAUGGCGCAGAAAGCAGACUCUUGAGCGGCACGCGGUGGCCGUGCAAGCGGCUGAAUGGUCAACUCAACGACAACGAGGUGAACCCUUGUGACGUGGGCGGCAGAAACCCCGAUGGCAGAAAAGACGAGAAGAUACCCCGGGCUUCCGGUUCCUCCACCGACACCGUUACACCCAACCGCGGCGCCGGUGGGAGCAGCACGAGCUCUGCCCCUAGCAGAGGGCGCCCUGUUUGCUUCUCGCUGCCCAAGAGGAGCUGCGUUCUUCUGCACCAGUCGGCUGCCGUCUUUGUCCAAGCUGCCAAGACCGUGCGAGAAAACGUGGUAGAAGAAUGUGAUCAGGCCCUAACCAAGAAGAUCAAAGCCAAGUUCUCUUCAUGGAACGAGCCUGUGACUGGAGCCCAGGUCCAGGUGGCAGGUGGAAGUGGUUCUGGGAACGAAGGCAUUGCUGAAGACUGUGGUGCAUCUCGAAGGACCAGAACAGUGCCAGUAGCACCAGUAACACCAGUACUACCAGUAACACCAGUACUACCAGUACCACCAGUAACACCAGUACUACCAGUACCACCACUACCACCAGUAACACCAGUACUACCAGUACCACCAGUAUCCCCAGAACUGCCAGUACCACCAGUAUCACCAGUACUGCCAGUACCACCAAUACUACCAGUAGCACCAGUACCACCAGUACAACCAGUAUCACCAGUAUCACCAGUACUUCCAGUACCACCAGUACUUCCAGUACCACCAGAAUCACCAAUAGCCCCUUCUGACCGUGUUGUUCUGAGUAGCAGACUCAAAGGUUCGGAUCCUUUGGACCUUGAUCAAGAGACACUUUAUUCCACUCCACUUGAUCUCCAACACUCACUUCCUGCUUUGAAGGAGGUCAAAGUUCAAACUGACGUGCCGACGCCAAACGAUCAAGAGAAAUCUCCUUGUUCUCCUCAAAGUCGACCCGCGGAAUCCUUCUGUCCCGUCCUGAGCCGGGACGGCUGCCGCGUCCUCCUGUGGCCCUCAGAGAUGCUGGGCUACACCAAGACGUGGCCCUCGCUCUCCCACGGCGUCAACCCGCUGCUGCACGACUUCCGAGCCCACAGCAGGACCGGAGCGGGGACGAGACGUAGGCGGGGAGACGGCGAGCGGACCUUUGAUGAAAGACAAGACGAGGAUGAAGGACGACAGGCGGCAAAUCCUUUGGAAGUUGGAGGCGAUGACAGGGCUUUAAAAUUCUCCUGUGCGGAUCUUCACUUGACCAAAGUGGGCAAGAAGAGGAGGAGGAGGCGGGGGAGGAGAAAGAGGGGACGGAGGAGAAGGGGAGACGAGGCGAAGAGAAGAAAGUGGAGGCGGGGGAGGAUGAUAAGUGGUGUGUGUGAGGAUGUGAUUGCCAAGCGUGGAAGAGACGGAACAGAGGAGAGGCCAGAAAAGAGGCCAUUAAGUCGUCUUCCUGAAAACAGGGUGAGUGGCGAGGAGGAGAGACAGAGGAGCGAAGAGGAGGAGGAGAGACAGAAGAGUGGCCAGGAGGAGGAGGAGAGACAGAUGAGUGGCCAGGAGGAGGAAGAGAGACGGAGGUGCGAGGAGAAGAGACGGAGGUACGAGGAGAAGAGACGGAGGUACGAGAAGGAGAAACAGAUGAGGGGUCAGGAGAAGGAGAGACAGAGAAGAGAGGAGGAGGAAGAGGAGAGACAGAAGAGUGGCCAGGAGGAAGAGGAGAGACAGAUUAGUGGUCAGGAGGAGGAAGAGAGACGGAGGUAUGAGGAGAAAAGACGGAGGUGCGAGGAGGAGGAGGAGAGACAGAUGAGUGGCCCGGAGAGGAGACGGAGAAAGGAGGAGGAGGGGAGACGGAGGAAAGAGGAGGAGGGGAGACGGAGGAAAGAGGAGGAGGGGAGACAAAUGAGUGGCCAGGAGGAGGAGAGACGGAAAACCGAGGAUGAGAGACGGAGAAGAGAAGAGGAGGCCGACGCAGCGCGGCGAUUAAGCCAUUUUCCCGUGAAUGUCUGUAAUGGCCGGAGGCAGCUGAGCGAUGUGGAGGUGAACACGGCCACCGGCCGCCAUCAAUCCCGGCAAUCAGCCUGCGGGGGUGCGGCAUGCGACGCCGCCAUUAGCCCCAGCCCCGCCUCUGCCAGACAGGCGCCACGCUGUCCCGCAAUCACGGCCGACCUCGCUCGCAACCAUGCGGCGGCCGGCCGCAGACAUCAAGAGGAAGAUGAGGAGCAUGGGAUUGCGAGGGAGAUAAGUGCUGAGGAAGAAAGCAAGAUGGCGAUCGACGGCGUCUUACCCCCCCGCCGAGCCCGCGAGCGCCAAAUCCAUCCGGCCGCUUGUCUGCGUGGGAAAGCAGCAUGCGAUCCAGCGAUUAGCCUCGUCCCCCUUUCCUUCAGAGGCGCGGCGUGCGCUCAAAGACAGACCGAGGCAGCGGGGCAUCAACUCACCUGCAGUUCCACGGCGGCGCCAAACGGGCCCGCCUGCAGCUCGCCACAAAAGACGAUAAGUGAGCCGAGUGUGAGAUCAGCUCGCACAAACACGGCCCUCGCUGGGGAGGUCGCGCCGCAGGAAACCAGGACAGCUGCAGGUGGCGGAAAAAGGAAGUGGAUGGAGUGCACUGAAAAGGCGGCGUGGAAGAAAGCCAAACGAGGACGCAGACAAGCGACAUUGGACUCAACCUUUGACCCCGACCGACAUGACGGCGCAUGGGCGGGCGAAGGCAGCAGUAAGGAGGCGGAGCCAAACCUCCUUCCACCUGACUGGACAGACCCGAGUCUCAUUGGCUCAAGUGGACUGGACCAGACCACAUGUCAUGAAAACCUUCCAAGACUCAAUGUUGCCCCGCCUCCUGAUGAGGUCACAGGUGUGCAACACCACCACGAUGCCUCGACUCAGGAUGAUGACAUCACACCCUCCAGCGACCGUGUUGGGAAUGCGGCAGACAAGAUGGCGGCGGACAGGCAGGCGAGAAGAAGGCCUCGUCUCCUCUGCGGCUUCCCCAUUGGCUGCGUCCCCCUUCAAGCUCCGCCUCUUCUCAUCCCGCCCUCCUCCUCGUCCUCCUCCUCCUUUCCCUUCCAUCACACCAUCAUCCAACACCACCUGCCCCUCCCUCUCCACUCCUACCCUCACCUGUUGGCCCUCAGCUUGAACCCCGCCCCUGUUCCGCCGCCGCUUCCUACGUCUUUCUUCGCCCCGCCCCCCAUCCGUCUCCUGGAUGUGACGGCCCCGUAUCCCCUGGCGACCGAGUUUCAUCUCCACCCACCUGUGUUGGCGCCCCCCCACCCUGCUGCCCUGCCCCUGCAGGUGUUGUUCUAAAAGUGGUUAACGAGUCUCAGGUGUGCUAGUCAUGUUGGACUCUCAGACCGUCUCCUAUUGGUUCUUCUUCAUGUUGACCAAGGUCUGGAUGGAGGUGCCGGUCCAGGAAGCAUAAAGUCCACAUGGUCUAUGAUAUUGUCUAAGGCUGGAUCAGACUUCUGAAACAUUAAAGGCAUUCAAUUCAUAAUCAAUCAACGUAUGGAUCCAUUAUGUCGCCCACUAUCAUUAGUUAGAGGUCUUUACUUUAUAGGUAAC